Molecule: messenger RNA, 6971 nt
Organism: Pocillopora damicornis (cauliflower coral)
Lineage: Eukaryota; Metazoa; Cnidaria; Anthozoa; Scleractinia; Pocilloporidae
Biological process (GO): homophilic cell-cell adhesion; multicellular organism development; cell migration
Cellular component (GO): catenin complex; plasma membrane
Molecular function (GO): beta-catenin binding; calcium ion binding; cadherin binding
Source: RefSeq, a predicted model, not a curated record
AUGCCUUCGGUCAUUAAUACUUUUCCUUUUUUUAAAGCAUUUUUAGAGGCCGGAGUUUCAAGCUAUCUCGAGAACGCAAUGUCUCACAUGCCUGAGGCCGGCUGGAAUCUUGUCAAACCAUGGGCUACGGAGAAACGGAAGGGCUUCUUUGCGGGCGAUGCCGCAAGAGGAAAAAUAUAUCAGGACAGAUUUGUUACACCCGAACAGGGAAUAUACUUUAUUGCACUAAAUUUACAACUGACAAAUGUAACUAUUGGCAUCUUAAAAGCAAGUCUGGUAAUUAAUGACGAGUUUGAAAAAAAAAACGGAUUCGAAGGUUUUGUUGGAAAGACCACGUCAACAGAAACCGUAAGUAUGUCUGGAUUUUUGCUUCUUUAUGAGAACGACGUCAUAGCUUGCUACCUUAGUGGCUCAGCGGGAAUCCUGUUGUCUGACAGCACCUUUUCAGUGAUGAAGAUGUCACGAAUAGGUUCUGUCCCAGGUUUUCACGCUGUAUUAUCACGUGACCAAGUUAUUGAGCCGCACACCACCAGCCGGCUUAACUACUGGAGAACCAGUGGGUCCAAAGGUUUAUUUGUGAUGCAGAGCGGCACUUCACCUUCUGUUGGACUAUAUUGCUCAAUUGUUGAUGGAAUUCACAAAUUUACAUCAAACAUAAACCUCGAAUCCAAAACCCAAUCGACGAGCGUGGAUGUAAGUAUUGUUUUAAACUCAAAUACUACUUUGGUGAAGAGGUACUCGUCCGGAACAAAUAGAUAUUCCACUAGUGUGUCCGGAAUGUUUAACUUGACACGCGGAGAUUGUGUUGAGAUGAGGAUUGAGUGUACCGAUGAGGGACUCCCUGUAGUCUUAACAGGCACUAGUUUUUCAGGCCUUUUUCUUGAUCGACAAAUGGAGACUAAUCGGCAAUUCUCCGCCAGUUUACCUUCCCACAAUCAAUUGCAAAUGAGUCCUGGAUGGAAUAAGGUACAAAACUGGAUCGUUAACUAUUCAAAAAGGAACUUUCCAUCCCUAGAGACGAUUCUGAAAAACAAUCAUAGCAAGUUCAUGCCGGACACUAGUGGAGUGUUCAUUGUGGUAGCUGUCAUGAAUAUAAAUGCCUCAACAGAAAGUCAGAGUGACUUACGAUUGCUUGUCUCAGUCACUGAGCCUUCAUCUGGUAACAGCGGACUAUUGGCAGCAUAUUCAUUCUCUUCAAGUCUCAGGUCAUUAAUUGUCAGCGGUCUUGUUUCGCUUAACAAAGGUGAUUCAUUAAGUGUUUACGUUUAUGGCGAUUCUCGUGAAAGCGAUAUGGUGGAUGGACUGUUUUGUGUUUCUGCUGUUCCCUACGACUGGCCUGGUGUUGCAGCUUCACUUACAGAAGCCAUUCCUCUGAAUUUCCCAGAAUGGACGAAAAUUACUGAAUGGAAAACUAACGGUGUUCCUGGGUUGUUCUCCUUCGACAAUGCAUUCUUUCCAACCAAAGGAGUUUAUCGGCCACAUCAAGAUGGAUCGUACUUUGUGUCCUGCAAUGUAAUUUUUGCAGGUGAAGGCAAGGGGUAUUUGUCAGCUAUAAUUGCUAUCGACGACUCAUUAGAUCCCAGAAAUGGACUUUACGCAUUAGAUGAAAAUCCUAAAAGACUGGUCACCCUUAAUGUGGCUGGUUCCAUAGAACUUAGAAAAGGUCAAAAUGUCUCGGUGUACGUCAAAACUACAGCAUCGUCAUCCUGGAACGUUUCUAUUGAAACAGGCUUUUCAGUGGUGUUAAUUGGAGCAGAUUCUCUUGCUACCCCAGGAAUCUUAGCAGUUAAACAAGAGGAAGCCAGCGAAAUUUUCACUGGAGGGGAAAUUGGCGAAUGGAAACUCAUCCAACAAGUGUCUGACCCUUUUUUCCUGAGAAAUUCUCGAUUUGACUCAGCUACAGGCAGGUUCAAGGCUAAAGAAGAUGGUCUUUACCUCAUCAGUGCAAUAAUGUUAAUACUUCACUCAGGAUUAUCUCAAAUCAGAAUGGCCUUUGUAGCAGACGGACAGUCCAUUAAUGUAACAACCUUUCAGUCAAAUUCUUUAAAUUCAAAAAGUGGUGCCUUUGUCAGCACGCUGACGCUCUCCAGUACAGUACACCUUUAUCCAAAUCAGAAAGUUUCAACAUUUAUCGACUUACUUGGCCAAAACAGUUUCUCGUGUAAAGUACUGCCAAACAGUAGUUUUUCCGCCGUUUUAGUUUCUCGAUGGGAAAGUGAUUACACUGCCGGAUUUUUGGCAACCGCAAUCUAUGAUGCAUUUGGGCGGACGGGAUAUAAGAAAGUCGCCGACUGGAAAUCUGUGCCGUCAGUUUCUAAAAAGUACAAGAUAACGCCUUCCACUUCAAUAAAUAUCAAGAACAGUGGCUUAUAUUUUCUGCAGAGCGUUUUAAUUAUAGAAGAUUAUGAGGGUGACAAGGCUUUUGAUAGUGGAGUUAUCAAUGGAAUAAUUGCUCAUAAUGGCAUCUCGGCGUCGAAACUCAGUGACGUGCAGAAGAGUGGCAAAUUUGUCAUUAGUGCAUUUGGAGUGAUAUUCCUGAGAAAAGGACAGAAUAUUAGCCCAUGCAUAAAAUCUAAGAAAAGAUCUCCUUUCGCCACCAUAAAAGAUUCGUGGUUUUCGAUAGUGCGUUUUCUUCCGCGUCGUCAAACUCCAGGUUUUCAUCAAAUUCUCGAGGAUGGCAAUAAUAAAAAAGUGUUCCCGGGAUGCUCAGUAACAGGAUUUAUGUCAAGGGGUGGAGGCCUACUGGCCUACAUAAAUGGUGACAUAUACAAACCAAAUCCGACAUCACCGAAUGAUAAAGGAAACUUCACUGCACCUGUGAAAGGUACUUACUUGAUAUCUCUCUUGUUCACUCUAAAUGGAAACCUCACUGCAAAUGUCACUGCGUGUGUUGGAAGUCAAAAGUCUGCAGGGUGUCUCGUUAAAAUUUAUGACACUUGGAGGAAAAGAAACUACACCUUUGGGUUCGUUGGACUGAUUGACUUAGAAAAGAACGAAAUAAUUUCAGUCUGUCUUCAGCCUAAAACUGAGAUAUCGUCUCUAAUAGGAGUCACGAUAUCCGUUGAAUUUCGAGGUCAAGCUAACACAACUGUUCAACUAAAGCACAUCUCCGACUGGUCAAGUUCUACAGGAUGGCAAGAGUUAACUCAGUGGAGAACUCGUGGUGGAUACUCCGUAGAUAAACUUUACGUGAUGGAAAGUGGGCUAUAUAUUCUCUCAAUUAAUUUGCAGAUAAAAGCAGGCGAAAGAAGCCUCUUUGGAGUGAAGUUUGAUGCUAGAGGAUUGUCAAAUCGCAGUGUUUUAUCUGUUUUAGCACACUCCGAAGGAGACGCUAUUGUGUCAUAUAGUGCUGCUGUCGUUGCUCGUCUGAAUGAAUCUGAAACGAUGGCUGCUUCUGUUUACUCCGAUUCGCAAUCAUUACUUGUAACAAACACCACAAUGUUUGCUGCAUUGGUAACUUCAAAUGACAAAUACUCCUGCUUAACACUGCGAUCGAAAACAAGACAUUACACUAGUGGAACAUGGUGGAAAGCUAUCGGAGAUUGGGAAAACUUUGAUGAAAAGUGCAAGUCUUCAAACUCAGAUUUCAUAAAAGGAAUAUUUGUUGCUGAACUACCGGGUAUUUACUUCCUGGCUACCACAGUUGUCGUGAAGACGUCACAUUUAUCAAAUCAAACAAGAAUUAUGGAACUUCUACUUACCGUCAAUGGGGACGCGAUGAAUACCAAUGGAUUAAAAGCUACCAAAAGUGUGACUGAUGGCUUGUCAGUGAUCCUAAGUUUAUCUGCUACCGCUUGCCUUGAGCAGAGGCAGACGUUGUAUUUGAUGAUUAGAAGCAGUGGCGAGGGUGAUUUUGAAGUAACCAAUGGAGGCACAUUUAGCGUGGUACUAUUAGAGGAGACAAGGCAGUACAAGACAAUAGGAAACAACAUUAUUCAGUUUGACAAAGGCCCACGAAUAAUACGUCAUCCACCGGUACACCGUAGUCUCGGCGGCGAUCUAGGAUUAAAUGUUUCAUGGAGAUGUGAUGCAGUAGCUGAGGGAAAUGUGUCUUAUCAAUGGCUAAAGAAUAACCAGCCUUUUGCACCAUCUCAUGACCUGUCUCUUAUUAACGUGCAAGUAUCACACACGGGUCAAUAUGUCUGUCUGGCGGAAUAUGACGGCAUCAAGGUGUACUCAACACAAGCUGACCUUGAUGUGUUCGACACCACUCCACAGUUUGAGACUAGAGAAUUUAAUGCCACAGAAAAUAAAAAUGCUUCAUUUGAGCUUCCUUUUAAUGCUUUGGACAAGGAACGCAUGGCUGCUAUUGUCUCUCUCGUCAUAGUUAAAGGAAACACGAAGGGUACGUUUGUACUAUUCCCUGAGGUAGCACAGGACAGAUUCAGACUAAGAAAUCAAAUUCCAUUAGAUCACGAGGCCAUAAACCUGUUUCACCUGACACUUAAGGCUACCAAUCAGGACACGAAGAAAUCAACUGAAGUCGAAGUGACAAUUCAUAUUUUGGAUGAUAACGAUAAUAAACCGAUAUUCCAUAACAGGACUGUGAACAUUUCUGUCAAGGAAAACGUAGCAAAUGGAACUUUCAUAUAUCAAGUGAAAGCGAUUGAUAAAGAUUCUGGGAACAAUUCGAGAAUAAAGUAUACUCUGCUUUCAGGGGAGUAUAAGGAAAACUUCGUUAUUGAUGCCUCAUCUGGAAAUGUCUCUGUCAACGGAAACCUUGAUCGUGAAAGCAGGGGUGAUUUCACACUCCUAAUCCAGGCGACGGAUGGAAAGUUUCGAUCAAACAUGAGCUUAUUAAUAACAAUAUUGGACGUGAACGAAUUCCAACCAGUGUUUAAUCCACAGUAUUAUAAAAGAAACAUUUCAGAAAUGGCUUCAUUUGGGACGCCGAUCAUUCGAGUUUCUGCCACAGACGAGGACUCAGCAGAGAAUUCCAUAAUACAUUAUAAAAUCAUUAGCGGUAAUAUUAAUGGCACUUUCGGCAUCAGUGAAACAAACGGAACGAUUUUGCUCCAAAAAUCAUUAGAUUACGAGACACUGAGCGGUUACAAACUUCUUGUAGAGGUCUCCGACGGUAAAUAUAAUUCAACCGCGAACGUUUCAAUUCAAGUCGAAGAUUUCAAUGACAAUAGUCCGUACUUCACGAAAAACCUUUUUUCAACUACCAUUUCAGAUGAUAUUCCUAUAGGAUUUGUGGUAAUGAAUUUGACAGCACUAGACAGCGAUAGUGGCUGUAAUGGAUACGUGACGUAUUCGUUAGCGGAAAACCUGCGGGAAAACGACCAUCUACAUCUAUUCCAUGUCAUUCCUACAAGUGGAGCCAUCAUAACUUUAGACAAACUCAAACUGAACGCACCCCUAGUUAAAUACAGGUUUUCUGUCAUCGCUAGUGACCAUGGUAUUCCGAGUAGGCAAUCGCGUGUAAACGUCACGAUUAUCGUGGAAGAUGCAAACAACUCUCCCCCUGUGUUCACAGAUUGCCCAGACAUUAUAGUAAUAGGGUCAACCAAACCAGAACAGCACUUCUUUAAUGUCUCGGCUUCCGAUGCCGAUUAUGGAUCCAAUGCCAACAUCGGUUACUUUAUUGACGAUGAACCAUCCUCAGAAAUGUGUUCUUCAAACUCAAACAUGUUUCAAGUUGAUGAAAAGGGAGCAGUUCGUAACGUACAAGAGCUGGAGGAGAAAUGCAUUUAUAACAUAACCAUAUGUGCGACGGACGGAGUGAAAUUUGAUCGAUGCACAGUUACUUUACGCGUCAAUCUGCCUGAUGAACCCACUGCCGUAGAAAGGACAGAUGAUCCUCAAGGCACGCAAAUAAUUGUCCUGAGCAUUAUAGGCGUCCUCCUAAGCGGUUUUAUUUUGGGUCUGAUCAUUAUUUGUUGCUUCCGAAGGAGAAGAAUAAGUGUUUAUGCAAUGGCGAAGAAAGACAGAAACAAGGCUGAAUCUGAAUUGUAACAAUUUACUGGAUGCAAUGAAAACAGAAUGGCGCAGAAGGAGCGGGGUACGUGGAAUGCGGAACCAGUGGUCAGCAUUAUUUUAUAUAAACUCAAAACAUCUCAGGAUUAUUCUAAGGGUUAAGUGGUAGCGGUAGGACUACAGAUGAAAUUUACGAUUAGAAUUAAAAAAUGAAAUAACUUCUUUAGAAAACCGUUGUACCUUUGGUGCGUCAUUCGAUUUUUUAACAUAUGUUCUGCAAAUCAUUAAAUGCAAUUUCAAAGUACAUUCCAAGUUGAUAACGGAUUGAAAAAAAAACAUUUAGUAGAUAUUAAGAUCCUGAUAUCGUUCUUUUUUAUACCAUUUUUCUCUCUCUCUGUUGUGUAGCAUUCAGUAAGCUAUGGUCUUCUAUGUUUGAUCAUUUGAUUUGAAUAGAGAUACUGCAUGGUUAAAUAAUGACUUCAGAGCAUUGCCGCCACGAAAACGUGCUGUUAGAAGGCCAUAACGCCUACGUCAAAUUAGUUUAAAUGAUAAAUCAAUGCAUAACAACUGACGAAAGCUUGUAUCAAUUCAAAUUCUCUGCUUGAUUCUGAUCAUGAAAAUGUUGAAGAAUCUUCCGCUUCAAGCUAUGAAUCCGAUGAAGAAAAUCCAGAGCCUGGGGACAGGAAUUUUUUCCUGACCGUGGAAGACGAAUUUCUCGUAUUAGUGAAAAUAGACUAGGAUUAUUAUACCCUGAUUUAUCUGUGAGAUUUAAUGUGUGUGAAGAAACUGUUUCUAUACUGUUAACAAUUUAGUUUAAUUACUUAUGUGAACGUUUUGGUGUGUUAAAGAUCUGGCCAAACAGAAAUUUUUUUUGCUUAGCUCCCACAUACUCAAAGUUAAUUGAAAAAAAUCACAAGGAAUGUCAAUAGUAUGGCACAAAAGUGGUUAUGAGGUAAAUGGGAAGCAAUAACUUUAGAACCUCAUUUAUAUCACAUGUAAUACAUCAAGGUUUCUUGAAGUAUAAAUGAAAGAAUUUUAUACAUGCCAAAUAA